AUGAAUCGAGAAUGGUUUCAGCUCGACAUGGAGCUUCCAUCUGGCUCCUCACCUCCAUUUGCUCGAGUUCCUGGUGCUCCCGGCACUCUUGAAAUGGAAAACCCAUUUGAGAAGAAGAGCGAUGAGGAAAUUCUUCAAGCAGAAUAUCUCAAGCUCAAACAAGAGCAACAGUAUUAUGAAAUAACUGCAAUUGCUCAAAAAAAAGCAAUUGAGGACCUCACUGUGAAAUUCGAAGAAUUGAAGAUUCUCAAGGAAAACCCCCCGAAGCAAACCGCGAAGAGACGCAAUCUCUACGCAACUAUCCAAAAACACAAAGCCGACAUCGAAGCGUUUCACCUUCUCAACUAUGAAAGUCAACGAGCUGUGAAAAUUUUGAACGACUCUUGCAACAGACUCGACAGAGAUUUCAAGAAGUACCGUGAACGCACCAAAGAGUUGGAGGGCGAUUUCGAGCAGUUGAAAAACCAAUUCUACGAAGAGGUAACCCAAGAGCAAGAUGAACUCGAGGAGAAGGACAACAUGAUUGAGGGAUUGGUGGAUUCGAAUGAGAUGCUUGCUCAAAAGAUCAAGGACAAGGAGACGUUCAUCGAGAAGCUCCAGGAGAAAUUGACAACUUUGUCUUGA
Molecule: messenger RNA, 624 nt
Organism: Caenorhabditis remanei
Lineage: Eukaryota; Metazoa; Nematoda; Chromadorea; Rhabditida; Rhabditidae
Exons: 6
Coding region: 1-624 (207 amino acids)
Source: RefSeq, a predicted model, not a curated record